Cercospora beticola is the source of this 1793-nucleotide messenger RNA. The record is from RefSeq and is a predicted model, not a curated record. Lineage: Eukaryota; Fungi; Ascomycota; Dothideomycetes; Mycosphaerellales; Mycosphaerellaceae.
AGGACAGUCAUGACUACCAUGACCUCAACCACUGGAACUACCACAAUUACUGCUGCAAGGGUCUCGACCACAAUCACAAGUGUCCGGACUUCAAUGACGACGCAGACGACUACCUUUUCAAGUACAACGACUUCAACGAUAGAGUCGACCUUGGAGCUCACGAAGGAGAUCCAACCAGCGACACGACGACUUCAUCUUCUGAUCCUUCGGGCUCCACCCCUAGCCCGGUAGGAGAGGAUGCUUCUCUUCCCACAGCCUCGCCAACUGUCGUCCGUGGUGCUUUCUCGAGCUGCCCCAGCAGCGAAUUCGAAAUCAUCGAGUUCAAUAACGGCGCGGGAGACUAUCAAAUCUUUUGUGGCAAUAUAGAGAACUACGACCUGCUUGGCCGAUCAACCGCGUCAACGUUCUCGCAAUGCCUGGCGCGAUGUGUAACGGACGUGCUGGGAUGCCACGCAAUCACAUGGGUUCCGGGCAACGGCGAUUGCCAGUACAAGAAGAUUAGGGAUCGUAGCCAUUACCAGAGAUCGGCGAACGAUGCCACUGGGGCAUACCCGCGCGGUACCGCUUUUAUCUCUGCUGGCCGAGUGUCACGCAGUUCUAGCGAUUCUUGGCCGCCUCGUCUGGCUUACGCGAAGCGCGACGUAGCAGCACCUGUACUCCCACGCCAGGCUACUCCCGUCAAGCCAGCUUGCCUAGCAGCUACCAAUUCAGCGCAGACUGUCGCUGCUUGCAACUGCGUCAUCCCGGUUUCGACGACUACGGUGACCAGCACGAGCUCGACUGGGGUGACUAGCACGAGAACCAUUAGCUCUACUCGCAAUAUCCUGGCUACUACGACCACUACACCCACUACCACUUUCACGACCGUGCGCACAACUGUCAUGACAAGGGUGAGAUCUAUGACCAAAUGGGACACCAAAACGACUACAAACGUUAUCACGACCACGAACAGCUGGGUCUUGGCUCCGAGUGCCGUUCCAUCGGCCUUCUACAUCGUUGACCAGGAUAUGGCCUUCGCGGAAUGGCCAGCGGACGCCGAUGAGAUCUUCUAUCACGUCCAGUACGACUGGGACCAAUCUGAUGACGAGUACGCUCCUACACUCUUCUCGCUCACUGGUGACAAGCUUUCGGUGGCGGACUUGACAUCCAGUGAUGACGGUGCUGCUGAAGGUUACAGCGUCGUUGGCCAAACAUAUGACGGUCCUGGCAUGCAGAUCAUGGCACUCGCCGACGCUGGUGGCUAUCAAGUCCCGUCUUGCAGGAUUGAGCCGACUGAAGACGGAAAGUGUCCUUUGAUGUGCAACCUCGGAACGAACGACGUCAAUUCGAGAAACAAUGAUGGUUUGUGGACGUUGCUGCCGCAUGGAGAGCAGUCGGAGUUCACGAAUUAUGUGUUGGCUGCUGAUGUUCAGGUUGACGAGGGUGGCGGAGACAAUGGCGGCGGCGACACCGGAGGCGAAGACCCAAGCACACCUGCCCUGAAGGAGUGCUCAAUCCCCGCCAACCCAGGUCCAGGCCCAUUCCACUGCACCUUUGAUCCGUUCGAAAAUUUCGAUACUUACGUGAACAAUUCGGCACCCAUCAUUGAACGAACACUUGACAGCUUGACCGCAUGUCGCGACCUUUGUGACUAUACGACUGGGAUCACAGGAUGUUUUGGUGGUAAUUAUAACUGCCGCACUGGGCUGUGUACGUUGUUUAAGCAUGGGACCCAGAUCGGCACGUACCAUUAUCAGAACAAGGAUUAUAUGUUCAGCAUCUCCAAGAGGACGUGUCAGCCUGGAGACUUUUGA